AUGGGCUUGGAGCUGCUUGGCUGCGAUGAGCUUGGCUGCGACGAACUUGGUUUCGAGCUUGGUCUUGAUAAGCUUGGCUGCGAUCUGGGCUUAGAGCUGCUUGGUUGCGAAGAACUAGGUCUGGAGCUUGGUCUCGAUGAGCUUGGUCUCGAUGAGCUUGGUCUCGAUGAGCUUGGUCUCGAUGAGCCCGGCUGCGAAGAAUUCAGCCUUGAAGAGCUAGGCUUUGAGGUUGGUCUUGACGAGCUAGGCUUUGCAGAACUAGGUAUCGAGCUUUUAGGCUGUGAAGAGCUGGGCUUAGAGCUGCUUGGCUUCAACGAGCUCGGCUGUGUUGAACUAGGUCUAGAGCUCUGCCUCGAUGAGCUGGGUUGCGAAGAGCGAGGUUUGGAGCUACUCAGGCGUGCAGAACUUGGUCUUGAAGAGCUGGGCUUAGAGCUGCUUGGCUUCAACGAGCUCGGCUGUGAUGAACCAGGUCUAGAGCUCUGCCUCGAUGAGCUGGGUUGCGAAGAGCGAGGUUUGGAGCUACUCAGGCGUGCAGAACUUGGUCUUGAAGAGCUUGGCUUAGAGCUGCUUAUUUGCGAGGAACUUGGCCGUCGUGACGAACUAGGCUUCGCAGAGCUAGGUUUUGAGCUGCUUGGCUGUGACGAGCUCGGUCUUGAAGAGCUUAGCCGUGACGAACUAAGUUGUGAUGAACUAGGCUUUGCAGAACUAGACUUGGAGCUGUUGGGCCGUGACGAGCUGGGUUUCGAGGAGCUUGGUUGUGACGACCUUGGUCUCGAUGAGCUGGGUUGUGACGAGCUCGGCUUGGAGCUAGGUUUUGACGAGCUCGGCUUGGAGCUAGGUUUUGAGCUGCUUUUCUGUGUUGAGCUGCGUUUUAAAGAGCUUUGCCGUGACGAACUAGGCCUCACAGAGCUAGGUUUAGAGCUGCUUGGCCGUGUUGAGCUGGGCUUCGCAGAGCUAGGUUUAGAGCUGCUUGGUUGUGAUGAAGUUGGCCGUGAUGAAGCUGGCCGUGAUGAAGCUGGCCGUGAUGAAGCUGGCCGUGAUGAAGCUGGCCGUGAUGAAGCUGGCCGUGAUGAAGCUGGCCGUGAUGAAGCUGGCCGUGAUGAAGCUGGCCGUGAUGAAGCUGGCCGUGAUGAAGCUGGCCGUGAUGAAGCUGGCCGUGAUGAAGCUGGCCGUGAUGAAGCUGGCCGCGAUGAAGCUGGCCGCGAUGAAGCUGGCCGCGAUGAAGCUGGCCGCGAUGAAGCUGGCCGUGAUGAAGUUGGCCGCAAGGAAGUUGUCCUCGAAGAGCUAGUUCUAGAGCUUCUUGGUUGCGAUGAGCUGGGCUUUGACCUGCUGGUAGGUUUUGACGAUGUCGUCUGCGACGACUUGGGUGGGCUCAAACUAGAAGGCUUAGAAGAGCUAUGA
Molecule: messenger RNA, 1401 nt
Organism: Metarhizium album ARSEF 1941
Lineage: Eukaryota; Fungi; Ascomycota; Sordariomycetes; Hypocreales; Clavicipitaceae
Exons: 2
Coding region: 1-1401 (466 amino acids)
Source: RefSeq, a predicted model, not a curated record